Molecule: messenger RNA, 3681 nt
Organism: Hippocampus comes (tiger tail seahorse)
Lineage: Eukaryota; Metazoa; Chordata; Actinopteri; Syngnathiformes; Syngnathidae
Gene: pkn1a
Product: protein kinase N1a
Exons: 22
Coding region: 104-2995 (963 amino acids)
Biological process (GO): protein phosphorylation; signal transduction
Molecular function (GO): protein serine/threonine kinase activity; ATP binding; small GTPase binding
Source: RefSeq, a predicted model, not a curated record
CCUCCAAACAAGCUGCAUUUUAUCCACAUUUAGCCUCAGAAGGGCUCCGAAGGAGGGAGUUGUGUUCUUCUGUGAUUUUCGGAUCAUUAAACCUGAGCAAACGAUGUGUUGGCAUGGCGACGAGGAGGAUGAGGACAGCUCGGAGAGUGACCCGGGCGGGCUGUCGGUACUGGAGCAACUGGGUCUGGACCAGAACUCUGACUUCUCUGACUCUAGCGUGCAGCAGCUCCUGGAUGAGCAGCGCGAGAGGAUUCGCCGGGAGAUUCGCAAGGAGUUGAAGAUUAAAGAAGGAGCCGAGAACCUGCGCAGGGCCACCACGGACAAGAGGAACGCUCAGCAGGUGGACACCCAGCUUCGGAGCUCCAAUCGUAGGCUAGAUAACCUUCACGCCCAGCUCCAAGAACUGGACGCUCACAUUGUAGUGAAAGGAGGAGAUGAGAGUAAAGGUAGGCUGUCCUCACGAAUACUCUGCACGCUGUGUCAGUUUUACAUCAACUCCAACCUUUCUCAUGUCCCAGAUGAAUGUCCUCAAUCUCCUGGGGCGGAGAGCAGAACUUCAGCCCACAAGGAGCGCAUUGCUGCCCUGGAGAGGCAGCUCAACAUUGAGCUCAAAGUCAAGCAAGGAGUUGAGAACAUGAUCCCCAUCUACGCCAAUGGCUCCACCAAGGAUAAGAAGAUGCUGCAGACUGCCCAGCAGAUGCUGCAGGACAGUAAAACCAAAAUAGACAUCAUCCGCAUGCAAAUCCGCAAAGCUGUGCAGGCCACCGAGCACAACGACGACACACAGGGUAACCACGACAUGUGUGGGGUGGAGCUUCGCAUCGAGGAGCUGAGGCAUCACUACAGGGUGGAACAUGCUGUUGCUGAGGGGGCCAAAAACGUGCUUAGGCUCCUGGGGGCCAGCAAGGUUCAUGACAAGAAAGCCCUUUCGGAGGCACAGUCUCGACUGAGCGAGGCCUCUCAGCGCUUGGACCUGCUAAGGGAUUCUCUGGACCACCGUCUGGCCGAGCUGCCUGAGGACCACCCUAAGGCCAACGUCAUCAAAGAGGAGAUGGUGCUGUCCUCUUCACCAGCCUUCAGCUCUCGCCAUGGCGCCCCCUACAUACACAACCAGUACAGCACCCUCAACAAACCCUCACCUCUCACAGGGACCUUGCAGGUGCAGCUGCUUGGCUGUGUUGGCUUGUUGGAGUUGGUCCCAGGGCGCAACAAGGGAACUGCUGUCAUGUUACCCUGUUACAGCCCUGGAGAUACACGGUCUUUCAUGAGGGCCAACAAGGGACUCUACGGCCGGAGUGGUUCAGUCAGCGGAAAGACGCCGAGUAAGACGGAGGAGCUCUCUUCUGAGGUGAGCGCCGUGCUCAAGCUGGAUAACACAGUGGUGGGCCAGACAGCAUGGAAAACUGUCGGGGAGCAGGCGUGGGACCAGACAUUCACUGUGGAGCUGGAGAGGUCGAGGGAGAUGGAGAUUGCGGUGUACUGGAAGGACUAUCGCUCACUGUGUGCUGUGAAGUACCUGAAGCUGGAAGAGUUCCUGGACAACCAGAAGCACAGAGUUCAGCUGGAGCUGGAGCCUCAGGGCCUGCUGUUAGCUGAGGUGACAUUCUUCAAUCCAGUUAUUGAGAGAGUCCCUCGCCUACAAAGACAAAAGAAGAUCUUCUCCAAGCAGCAAGGCAAGGCGUUCCUUCGAGCUCGCCAAAUGAACGUAGACAUCGGGACGUGGGUGAGACUUCUCCGAAACGCCAUUCCCACUGUCAACAACUCUGGAACUUAUAGUCCCAGUGCACACAACAUGGCGUUCAAUUCUGGGGAGAUCUCCAUGGAGAAGCUAAGUCUGGAUAGCGACUCGCCGAUAAGGGCCGAUUACAAACGAGAUGCGGACAUGCACACACCGGACCGACCGCCAAUCAUCGAGCCCUUUACCCCCCCAGACCUCACCCCCGAGUGCCCUGUCCGAACCCCGUCUGUCAUCAGUAAGCAGAGGAAAGGCCCUCUCUCUCUCCAAGACUUCAGGCUGAUAGCCGUGUUGGGCCGAGGCCAUUUUGGAAAGGUGCUGUUGUCCGAGUACAAAAAGACGGGCACCAUGUUUGCUAUUAAAGCUCUGAAGAAAGGCGAUAUUAUAGCGCGUGAUGAAGUUGAAAGCCUGAUGUGUGAGAAGCGCAUCUUCGAGACGGUCAACAUGUCGCAGCACCCCUUCCUGGUCAACUUGUUUGCAUGCUUCCAGACUCCAGAGCAUGUGUGUUUUGUCAUGGAGUACACGGCGGGAGGUGACCUGAUGAUGCACAUCCACACCGACGUCUUCACCGAGCCACGAGCUGUGUUUUAUGCUGCCUGUGUGGUUCUUGGACUUCAGUUUUUACAUGACCAUAAGAUUGUGUACAGAGAUUUGAAGCUGGACAACCUGCUGCUGGACACAGACGGCUACGUGAAGAUUGCCGACUUUGGGCUGUGUAAAGAAGGCAUGGGUUACGGGGACCGCACCAGCACGUUCUGUGGGACGCCAGAGUUUUUGGCUCCCGAGGUCCUGACCGAUACAUCCUACACCAGGGCAGUAGAUUGGUGGGGGCUGGGGGUCCUCAUUUAUGAGAUGUUGGUGGGGGAGUCACCGUUCCCAGGGGACGAUGAAGAGGAGGUGUUUGACAGCAUUGUAAAUGACGAAGUCCGCUACCCGCGCUUCCUCUCAACCGAAGCCAUUGGUAUCAUGAGACGGCUGCUAAGGCGGAACCCAGAGAGGCGACUGGGCUCCGGUGAGAAGGAUGCAGAGGAGGUGAAGAAGCAGGCUUUCUUCAGGAACAUGGACUGGGAUGCACUGCUGCAGAGGAAGGUGCCUCCUCCUUUCGUCCCCUCCAUCGGUGACAAGGAAGACGUCAGCAACUUCGACGAGGAGUUUACCACGGAACAGCCGGCUCUGACGCCUCCACGAGAGCCCCGCGUUCUCACACGCAAGGACCAGGACAGCUUCCUGGACUUUGACUACGUCUCGGACAUCUGCUAGUGGCGCGGCAAUAUUGUUUUGUGGCCCGCGCGCCCUCCCCGUAUGAUUGUUUCAUUAAAACACUGUGAAUGAAUGUGGGUAACACUGAAGUUAAGUUUUCCACUUCUGUGGGCUUUUAUAGGCACAGGCUGAAGGAAGUUGGCUAACUUAUUGCCAGGACAAAAUACGUAGGAGUCGACUUGCUGCCUCUUGUUACCGAUGCCUUACAUUUGUAUGUACUCGUAUCAGACACACGGACCAGCUAAGUUUUUAUGUCGGCAAGUCUUUCUGUAGAGCAGCAGGAAGAGUGACGAGACGAGCUGCACGCGUUUUUGCCACUGUUCUUUUGUGUGUGUGUGUGUGUGUGUGUGUUUUUUUUUUUUUUUUUAAGAAUCAAGAAAAGAUUACCUCCUGUCAAAAGAGUGAAUCCACUGACGACAAAUUGACGCAUUUAGGUCUUACAGGAAGUUGACCACAGGGUAAAUAACCACUGUCUUGACGUAAACGCAGUCGACGUCUUCUUAUUUAUGCUGUACUGAUUUUCACGUGACCACUUACCAGCUGCAAUUGGUGCAAAUGGACUUUUGACAAUUGCAAUAUUCCAAAUACCCUGAACAUACUUUGUUUUUUGAUUGGAUGCGUUUGGGGUAUGAUGAUUGCAAUAAAACAUGGAGUGCGAUAAGCACAUGCCACAAAUAUCAGCGCAA